AUGGCGCAGCUGGACAAAGGUCUGGACGCCCGGCAGCAGAUGAUUGACGCGCUCAAAGCACAGCUCAGCAAGUCCGCCGCGCUGCCUAAAGCCAAGCCUGCAGCAGUGUUCCGACAACCGGCGGCCUCUCCAGUGGCCGCUUCUGGCUAUGGUGCCGUGGGCGCCGUAGCUAUAGCCCCCUCCUCUUACUUCUUGCAGCCACGGCCGCAGAUCCUGCAGCCCCCAGUCCGAGUGCCGGUGGUGCAGCCGCAAAUGCAGCUGCAGCACCUUCAGUCAGUGCCCCAACUGCAGACCUUUCCCACGGGGGCUCCAAGCCCCCAGAUGAUGAUGGCGGCCCCAG
Messenger RNA from Symbiodinium pilosum, 340 nucleotides. The record is from the annotation of a GenBank genome assembly. Lineage: Eukaryota; Dinophyceae; Suessiales; Symbiodiniaceae.